CGAAUUGAAGCUUUCGGUGUUAUGCCUGUGUUAAGCAAAGAGCAUAUAAUCACUACGUUUUAGUGUUAAGUUUGAAAUUCAGUAUUUAAACGACACGCAAUAUGAUACACAGUGUAUAAUGUUUAGUUAUUAAGUAUCCGCUUUAUAAAACUACUGAAAUGGUGGUGAAUGCCCCAGAAUCGCCUAUACAGGCGGAGUUGAUAUUCGUCAUCGAGGCUACCUCAACAAAUGGGGCAUAUAUAAGCGAAUUAAAAACGAAUUAUAUUAUACCUACUCUCGAGUAUUUCCACGGAGGCGCGCUAGAAGAGGGCGGAGGAAAUGGCUCCGUGUAUGGCAUUGUAACAUAUCAGGCAGCAGACAACUUGCUGGCUCUGCCGGUGAACACUUUUGGUCCAUUCACAUGCCCGCAAACAGUUAUAGAAACAAUUGAUAAGAUACAGUUUAUAGGAGGGCAAGCUGAAAGCCGAGCUUGCAUCACUGAGGCACUGGUUGCAGCCGCUGCAUGUUUCGAGGAGCUCGGACGGACAGAUGUGUCGAGACAUGUGCUGUUGUUGUGUUGUUCACCCCCUUACUCGGCUUACGCUGGAGGAUUGGUGCCACCGGGUGCUCCGGGAACCAUAGAGCUGGCAGCACGACUCCUAGGCACCAGUGGGGCACAGCUGUCCAUAGCCGCGGCCCGGAGACUCCCAGCACUCUUGAAGCUGUAUGAAAAUGCAGGUGGUGACACCCACCAUGCUCAGCUAAGGAAUUAUGCUAAGGACCCCCGGCACCUAGUAUUACUCCGAGGCUACAGUCUAAAGGAGCGCCCUCCGAGCCCCGCGCCGCCGCCCGCGCCAGAGGCGCCCCCAGACAUAUACGGGCAAGGCCGAGGGGCUCCAGCGGCGGCGCCGCGGCCCCAGCAGUUCCGACCGACGGCCGCCGUGCGCCCCAACACGGGCUGGUUGCCCCCGCCACGGAACCCCUUAUACGACAACUCGGCGCUAGUCAGGCAGCUAACGCAGCCCUCAUAUCCACCUCCACAGCCCGGUAUCCAACGCAUGCCGGGCAUGAUGGCAGCGGGCCCAUCCACCGGGGCGGCACCAACUCCACAACGGACUUACAUAUGGAGUGGCGUGUUGGAGUGGAUGGAGAAAGGCAAGAACCCUGGCGACCAGCAGAAGGUUACCAAGCAUCUUCCAUGCCAAGUAUCAGCCAACUCAAAGGACAUAGAGCCAGAGCUGAAGGUGGACACGUGGCCCAACAAGCUUCUGAUGCAGCUGAUGCCAAAACAGCUGAUCAGCAACAUCGGAGGGCAGUAUCUCAAGGAUAGCAAGUCUGUGCUGUUCCAUCUCCAGCAAAACGAGGCUUUGGAAGCGCUUACCAAAGUCAUGGUCAACGGAUUUGCCGGUUGCGUCCACUUCUCGCCGAUGUCUUCCCCGCCGCAAUGUGACAUCAAGGUGUUGAUCCUACUGUACACGCCUGACAAGAAAGCUUAUCUAGGCUUCAUACCUAACAACCAGGCUACGUUCGUCGAUCGAUUACGAAAGGUGAUUCAGCAACAGAAGAUGACGCAGAUCAUCAAGCAGAUGCCUCCGGCCGCCAGCGCGGCGCCCAUGCCCGGCGCCAUGCCCACGGCCACCAUGGCGGGUGCAGGGACAAUGCAGCCCACAAUGUCGUCAGCGGGCAUAUCAGCGCCCGGCAUGAGCGGCAUGGGCGGCAUGGGCGGCGGCAUGGCGGCCGGCAUGAGCGCCAUGCCGCCGCUCGGCCCGCAGGCGCCCAGCCCGCAGGGCAUCGUGCAGCAGAUGCAUCCGCAGGGCAUGAUGGGAAUGGGCGGUAACAUGGGCGGGCAAGUACCCCAGCAGCAGCAACAAGCGCCCGGCGGCAAAGGUCCCCGACCCUCACAGCUGGACGGGCUGGAAGCCGCCCGCCAGCAGAACCUGGAGAAGAUACAACAGCUGCAACAGACUUUAGAAGCUGCGCAUCAACAGGAGGCGCAAUUCAAGAGCCAGUUGUUCGGUCGACAGAUGGACAUCAUGUCGCACCUGCAAGCCGCGCAGCAGCAGGAACAGCACUACAAGCAGCUGGAGGAGCAACGUAAGCACCAGCAGCAGCUCCAACUUCAGCAGCAGCUUCAGCGGGGAACCGGGGCUGUUCCUCGCAUCAUGCGGCCCAUGAUGCCUUCCAACCCUGGACUUAGGCAUCUUCUUCAGCAGCAACAACAACAGCCCCGCGGCGGGCGCCCACACAUGUGAACGCGGCCUUAUCCACGCCUGCCAACAACCGCAGUACAGACCGAGCGGCGCGCGCGCAGCGCCACCGCAGCAGUUCGAUGACGUCAACAAUUACAACGACUUCAUAUAGACAAAAGAGAUUAAAGGCAAUAUUGCACCAAGCCCUCUGUCACGAUUAAGGGCGUCCGCUUGCGUGGGCGGGUGCCUGGGCGGAUGCACAAAGCGGGUGCACGCACGCGGGUGCCAUUAUAGGUAAAAUCCGUCGCAUGCUUCCGCGCCAGUUAGCAACGCUCAUAUUCAGGGCUCGUACGUCAUGCCGUUGAGGCAAAAAUGACGUCACGCUACAAAGAGUAUGAUUCUAAUUCGUUUUUUUUUAUUGGUUCACCAACAAUUGCUUACACUUUGUUAGAUAUAAAUACAAACGACUUGACUAUUAACGCUAAGCGUAACAAUACUUAUAGAUAAACACCACAUGCAUGAAUAUAGAGUUUUUUUUAUUAACCUCUUUAGUUAACUGAUUACUUUAGUUUGCUGCUUAGUUUGGUAUAGUUUACUUGACAAUCAGUAUAUAAACCUCUGAUUUUCAUCUUAUUGGCACUCAACUAAAUAACAUAUUGUUACUUUAUUAAAUAAUACAUAUUUUUGAUUUUUAACAGUGUAUUUUACGUGACAAGUAUUUAUUUUUCUAUGCGUCAAAUUUGUUAGUUAUCAAAAUUUGUAGUGUUAUAAAAACUACCUGUAUGUUAAAUUACGUCAUUUUCGCGUCAACGGCAUGAAAUGUGCGGGCUCUGCGAGUCAAGCUAUUUUUCGCUCACCCGCUCUGUGCACCCGCGCCUGCUAGCGAACGCCCGCAUGCACAUGAAGCAAAAGGACCCUUCUCUGGUAGAAAGCCACAUCUUAUGGGCAGUUUCAUAUUUCUUUACUGAGUCACGUUGAUUAUGAUUAGUCCGUCAAUUGGCUACUUGACAGUUUUUUGUAAAUAAUGUCAAUCGAUCUUGAUUUUCCUGAGGAUCGAAUGUCUAUAUAGGACUCAUGGCAUUUAAGCAACACAAAGGUCAGAAAUGGGAGAUAAAGUCUGACGCUCGCACUCGGCGAUUGAAACGCCUCUAACAAAAUAAUAUUGUAAUGUGACGUCACAUUACAUUAGUCUCUCCUAAAUGUAUGGAAGAUCAAGAAAAUUGCUAUUUUGACCUUGAAAUAUUGCGUUUAUGUAUAUAGUUAUAAUACUUAUAAUACAACUUAUUUUUCGAUAAAAUUUAAGGAAUCGAAUGGUGCCAUUUUCAAAAAAUCUUUUUUUGAGACGUCGGAGCCUUGUAUUUUUUUAUAAUCUCAAUGUCUUUUUAAAUUCCACUUUUUUCAUAAUGGAUGGCCCAUUUUCUAUUCAUUUAACUAGCUAAUUUUUGUUGUAAUAUUCAACAUGUGUCAAGUACCCAAUUGUGGCUGGUGCAAGUGGCUUUAGGACGCAGUAGCACUAAUUUCUACCAAAACUCAUCAACGUUAAAUUAUGAUGGCGGCAGCUGACUUCCCAUAGAGAACUGUCAAACUUUUACAAGCAAUUUUCCAGCCAUAUGCUGCACUGUAAAAUUAUUUACACCCUGGGUGAAAACAUAUGAAUCCCCCGCCACGCUCAAGAUUGAAUGCCCCUCACUCGCUAUGUAUUGUUACAACAAUAUGUAUAUCUGUACUGUGGCUUAGGAUAAUAAUGAAUUAAUUAUUAUAUAUACUUAACCAUUUGUAACGUUCCAGACGAAAGGUAUUACAUCAGAUGUUAAUAAGGUCGAUAUUCAAUUUGUAUUUUUAGGCAAAUAGCUCCUUAUUGCCAACCGACGAACUGGUACAUUUUGUUUGAGAACGACUCAUUUUAAUUUAGGACAUUGAAUUAAAUACUUUUUAAAUAAA
Molecule: messenger RNA, 4109 nt
Organism: Cydia pomonella (codling moth)
Lineage: Eukaryota; Metazoa; Arthropoda; Insecta; Lepidoptera; Tortricidae
Product: mediator of RNA polymerase II transcription subunit 25-like
Exons: 16
Coding region: 159-2231 (690 amino acids)
Biological process (GO): positive regulation of transcription by RNA polymerase II
Cellular component (GO): mediator complex; transcription regulator complex
Source: RefSeq, a predicted model, not a curated record